Gilbertella persicaria is the source of this 754-nucleotide messenger RNA. RefSeq lists its product as uncharacterized. The transcript has a single exon. NCBI's taxonomy places the organism in Eukaryota, Fungi, Mucoromycota, Mucoromycetes, Mucorales, Choanephoraceae. The record is from RefSeq and is a predicted model, not a curated record. Bases 383 to 553 code for a protein of 56 amino acids.
GGUGCAAGGUUAGACACAAAGGGUCGGGCCCAUCUUUCCAUCUUUUUUGCUUUUUUCAUGCUUCUUUCAAAAAUUUCUAAAUUCUACCUAAAUUUAUCAAACAAAUAAUAUGAUGUGAAGCUUUAAAAUACAUGUAGAAGCGGUUUCUUUAUAAACAACACAAAGAAGAGAAAGAAAAAGAAAGAACCGUAUUCCCGUGAUCAUACUUGUGAUUUUGUAUUCUAUGGGGGACAGAAAAAAAAAGUCCUCUUUGUCCCUCUUUCACACCAAGAUGAUGUGAAACAUAACUUUGUACAAAGCCACUUGUUUGAUAUAAAUAUGUUAUCUUUUUCUUUUCUUGUAUUGCCUUUUCUUACUCACUUCUCUCAUAUCCAUAAAAUAAAUGUCUAUUCUCUCUCAAUUUGGUCUCCAAUCUAAAAACAAAAUGCAAUCUAAUGGACCUAAUGUAUGCUCUGGUCGUGGCAAGAGUUACUGUCUCAUUCAUCGAAGAUAUUUUGAAACAAGCUGGUGUCCUGACUGUAGUCGUUCAAGUCGUAAGUAUAAAUCAUUUUAGAUGAAUCAUUACUGACUGUGUUACUAGAUCAUUAAGCAUUCUUUUCCAUAUAUCUUAUUAACAUACAGAAAAAAAAGGCCCACAAUGCUAUUGUAUAAAGUAAAAAAAAAAAAAAAAAAAUCGAAAAAAAAGCAUUCUCCUCUACUUUCUUCCUUUCUCUGUCUCUUUAUUUCUUUUUUCUUUCUCACUCUUCCCUCCACU